Messenger RNA from Cuscuta campestris, 1457 nucleotides. Lineage: Eukaryota; Viridiplantae; Streptophyta; Magnoliopsida; Solanales; Convolvulaceae. The record is from the annotation of a GenBank genome assembly.
UUUGAAGGAGUAAGAGAAGUGAAGUGUUGGGAUACGCUAGCUAGCAACUCCUAGUGUUGGAAUUUCGGUGAGCUGACAGAAUUGGAUAGAUCGUCGGGUAUUUCUUCCGUCUUCGUGAAUCGUUGUAGCGCCCGCAGACCGCCUCUCGCCGAGCACUUUUGACCGUCGGCCACUAGCGGCAGCGCCUGCCGGUCUCCGCACCGCCGCCCCGAAGCACAGAACAUACCACAACGGGUCAGCAGCCAACGUCUUCAGGACUUCUGGAGUUUAUCAGGCAUGGUAUUCGAAGCUUAUGUGAUUCCAAGUGAUGCUGGUAUGGCCGGUCAAAGAAGUUCACAGCCAGCUACCUCCUCAAAGCACAUCCCGGUCCAAUCAAAGACCAUGAAAAUUGAGGAUGAAGAGGGGGCACAACCCUCCCGGGAGGCUGAGCGGAACCCUUCCCCUAACAAGGCCAAGACCCAGCCGGCUAGGCGGCAAAGGGUCAAGAAGGUGGCGACCACUCAUCCCUCCCUCAAAAGGCAGAGGGGGGAGUCUCAGCCGGGUUCUCUCUCCGUGGAGGAUCUCUGGAUCCAGCUGGGCCUGAAGCUGAAAGCUCUUGGUAAACUAGGACCGAAAGUUGCUGACCGAUUCCGCGCAUGCUCUCCCUCUAAGGUUGCCCAGCUGGAGGAGAAAUUAAGGGAAGCUCAAAAAGAGUCCCGGGAGAAGGAGAAGAAAAACCGGGAGAUGGCCGCUGUGAUGAUGAACCAGACGCAAGAGCUGGCGAACUUGUCAAAGAUGGUCGGGGCAGUGGGUGCGGAGAAUACUCGCCUGAAGGAGGAGAACUCGCGGCUGAAGCAUGAAAUCUCCAAGCUGAGGGAGGCUUUGGCGCAGAAGGAGCGGGAAAUGCCCGCUCGGGCACUCGCAUGGCUGGAGGAGAACAAAGUUGAAGCUGCCCGUGCGCUGACCGCUUCUCCCGAGGCAACCAUUGAGUUCUUCAAGUUUUUGUACCGGGAGCCUGAAGGAAAGAAGAUGAUAACUGCCGUCAUGUCAUACGGCUUCAAAUGCGGCCAAAAAAGAGACCGAGCGGCUACUCACCGCAUCCUGGCAACCCGGGAUCCAGACUUCUCCGCAGCAGCAUAUGGGCUCCCUCCUGUCCCGGAAGAAGAACCGGCUCCCCCCUUCCCCCUGGACUAAGCCUUUCCUUUCUCUUUGUAAUUCUCCCCGGGUUGAAGCAUUGUAAUGACUUUUGUUAUGAAUGUUUUCUUUAUCUUGAUCUGCUUGCUCUCUCCCAGUAAUCUUUGACUGCCUCAUCCUCUAUGUGGCUGACACAUAGGCAAUGUAACCAGUUAUGCUCUCACAUGUGAGUUGAUUUGAAAUAAUUUAAUGUACUUCCACACACACAUGUGUGUGCGCGCGUGCGUGUGGGUUCUGGUGAGAAUGCAAUCUUAUGAAAGAAGUAAUAAUGACUCUGGUGCUUU